AUGGCGUCCCCGCAAGCUAUGGAUAUGGACCAUAUGGAGGUCAAGUCUGAGCAGGGUCUUAGCCCAGAUGCCUAUGUCAAAGAGGAGGCAGCGGGUGUCAAAGAGGAGGAGGAAGACAAAAAGAUGGAGAUGAAGCAAGAGAUGGCAACCACUGAGUGGACCGAGGGUCUGAUUCCUGAGGCCACCGACUUGGACCUGCAAAAGAACCUUGUGAUCUCAGCGCUGAAGCAGUUGCUGGAGAAGUUUGGAUCUGCCCGGGUUUACUUGGAGCAGAGGUACAAGGAGCGUGCAGAAGCCAUGCUUUUCUAUGAGUAUCUCCACACUUUGUCUGCUCAGAGCCACCCCAUGCACAACCUGUUUGACUCCAAGAAGUGGUCAGAGCAGCCAUCCAGCACCAUGCUCAAGUUGCCCGCCUGGUGUUUUUCGUUUGCAGCGCUUUGCAGCGUGAAGCCAGAUACGGAUCAAAAGCACACAAUGGAUCUGGCCGAGCAGAUCCUGACCAAUGGCUUCGAGUCACAGGCUGACCCGCUGCUGGUUACGCUCCGACCUGAUGUGAUGAAGGCAUGCCCGUGUCAAGUUCAGCCUGCAGACCGUUUGCAGCCCUUUGCAGUUGGGUUCUGCAAGGGCAAGGCAAGGAUGCAUACCUUGCUGAGCAUCUUGAGCAUCUUUCAUGACAACAACCUGAAGAUUGAGGAAGUUCACCCAACUCUUUACGAAAGUGUUCAAUACAUCUUUUGCCAGUAUGUGGAGACCCAAACCUUGAAAGACGAAUUGCUGAUGAACUUCAAGAACUCGAUCAAAGGCAGUUUGCGCAAAGCUCCUAGCAUCAUGUGCUGGGUCCAGGCAGUCCAGAACCUGAUGGUUUUUGGCAAGGUGGAUGUUCAGGCUCUCAUCAAAAAAUUCAACUCGCAAAACCCUUCAAACUUUCAGUUAACGGGUUCGAAAGCUCAAGCAGUCCGGGCCUUGCUGGAGGAUUUCCCCGUUGAAGCUUUGAAGUGUGUGCAGGAGCACGUGCAGCUGGUUGGAUGGCAGAGCUGCGCGUUUACCGAUGAUGCUUUGUCGUCGAAAAAACUGCUACCUGGACACACCUUCCGCAAUGUCAGCGGGUCAAAAACAUGGACGGCCUUGGGAAGAGUGACGGUGGGGUCGGCAACUUUGGCAGUUCAACAUGCUGUGAAAAAGUUUGGGGCCACCAGCCCAGAAUCCAGGCGGAAGUUUACCCGCUCAGAUUUGGAGCAGUUUGCUCAGCAGGCAGCCUUUGUGAUCAACAUGGCAGGCCAUGCAAAGCAAGAAGUGCCAUUGGAUGAUGGCGAGAUCGAGAAGAAUUGGGUGACCGCUUGGAUGCGGUGUGACCAAUCUGUGAUGUUGGAGGUUCAAAUGCAUUUGUCUCAGAAGGAUGCCUCGCUUGAACCACGAGGUGUCAAGCAACUUGCGGAGCUGAUGGAUGCCCAUGCCAACUCUGUGCCGGUGCAGGGGGCCAAAGCAAUGAAGAUCGGCGAGCUUGAGGAAGACACUUGGAAACUGGUGAAGAAUCGACUUGAGUAUGACUGGCAGGCUAUCCGAGUCUAUCGGAUUCGCUUGACCAGCUUUGAAGGGACUUUGUAUCAGCAAAAGCUUGCGCACCGGAUGAAAGCUUGGGAAAACAGCCAUGGUGCUGCAGGGGCAUUCUUGAACAGGAAUGUCAAGAUCCUGUGCUCCACGCAGUCCGAUGAGAACUUGAGGCGCUUCGCUGACUUCAAGUCCGAGUUUUGCAAGGCCUAUGGACUCCAGCAAGACAAGCUGGUGACUGUGGUGAUGCUCAAUUGGGCAGCUGUGUGCAGAAUCCGAGACGCUUUGCGAAAUUGCCAGGCAAACAUGGCUAGUGUGAUCUUGAACCAGAGCUGUUCGGCUAUGGCUGUGGCUAUCAUGCCAGAAUUCAGCUACAAACGUGGUCAGAGCUGGAGAGCUGAGAUGUCCUGUCUGGAGGCCUUGAGCAAUGGUGGGCUCUUUAUCGACCGGAGUUUGGCAAUCCAGUUCGAAGCGCGCAAAGACACCCGUGACACACGUCCCUUGGUGUACAAGGCCCGAAUUGCUAUGGGCCAAAGUUUCAGGGAGAAGGACUGGGUGUUCGCUGCAUGCCCACUGGUGAAGGAAGGCCGCGCACCCCCCAUUGAGCAGCUUGCAACAGCUGACAUGAAGGUGGUGGAAGACUGUGCUGAUGGUGCACUGCCGCACACCACAGAUGCCGAUGGGACUGUGGCAGGAGCGAAGAAGUUCGAGCAGCUGGGGAAGGCCACCUACACUUGUCUCAUCGAGAACAGUUUGGAAGGAGUGGAGGUGGACCCCAAUGGCGGCAUCAUUCUGGUUGAUCUCAACAUGUCACCUGGUGACAUGUUCCAGGGCUGGAUCCAGCAGAGGCAGCAGUGGACCAAGCCAUCAGCCUACAUCGCAUUGACCGACGACAAUGUUGCAGAAGAGUGGUUUCUGCAGACCCAAACCGAGUUCUUGACAAAGGGGCACUUGGCGGCAGAGAUCAGUUUGCCAGGCAGUGACAACCAGAUCUUCUUGAUCAAUGGAUCUGCUGCUGAUGUGAAGAUGAAUGCGGGCAUGAUCGUGGCUGGCUUUGGGCAAGGAACUUGGAAAAAGGCAUCUGAAUCUCAGGACUUUGGCGAGAAAGAGGUUGAGUUCAAGAUGUCCCCUGAGUCCAUUGUGUUCCACGCAGCGGCUUUGAGAACGGUGAAGGAUCUGCUUGAAGCUGAGCUUUUGAAGAACCCCAGCAUUGGCAUUUGCUACCACACAAAAGUGGACAGUCCCCAAGCUGACCAACCGACUCAGUGGACCCUCACACAAGAUGAGCGUGUGGGGUUUGUGCCCAAAGGCUUGACAGCUGAGGAGGAUCCGGAGGCAGGUGUCACUGCCAAGCAAGUCAGCUUUGCAGCUGCUGUGCCAGUGAACACCUGGGGUGGCUAUGCCGAGGUGGUCUUCCUGACCCGUUGGAGUGCAAAGGGUUUGUUGCCUGUGCGCCCAGCAGUGCUCUUGAUGAGCGAUGUCGUGGUGCCUGCAAAGUCAGCUUUGAUUUUGUCCAAGUGA
This is a messenger RNA of Cladocopium goreaui, 3069 nucleotides long. The record is from the annotation of a GenBank genome assembly. Lineage: Eukaryota; Dinophyceae; Suessiales; Symbiodiniaceae.